AGUGGAAUUACACAUCACUUGAGAAGAAAGUCAAUAUUAAAACCCACAAAAAAUGCAUAAUAAAAAGAAAGAAGCAGAGGAAGUUAAGCUCCGAAGCCAGCGGCUAUAAAUACCUCACCACCUUGUUCGCACCAUCCAAAGAAACACAGAGUUCCAGCAGAGGAGUGAGACCCCAGAGUGCAAACCACAGCUCAGCCUUCUUCCCCCACCAUGGCUGCCAUGUGGCCUCCGAUCAUCGGUCUCCUCGUCCUCCUGCUCCCAAUCGCGCCGUCCUCCGCCAUCAAGUUCCCGCUCGAAGGCAAUGUCUACCCUGUUGGCCACUUCUAUGCUACGUUGAGCAUCGGUGAACCCGCGAAGCCCUACUUCCUGGACGUCGACACUGGCAGCAACCUCACCUGGCUGGAGUGCCACCACCCGGUCCACGGCUGCAAGGGCUGCCACCCGAGGCCACCACACCCAUAUUACAAGCCAGCAGCUGACAAGUUGAAGGUGCAAUGUGGUGGCCCGCUAUGUGCUGCGAUGCGCAGAGACGUGCCUGGGAUCCCUGAGUGCUCCAGGAAAGAUCCACAUCGAUGCCACUACGAGAUUCAGUAUGUCACCGGGAAGUCAGAAGGUGACCUUGCCACUGACAUCAUUUCUGUCAUUGGGAAAGACAAGAAAACCAUCGCUUUCGGAUGUGGAUACAACCAGGAGGAACCAGCAGACGCACCGCCCUCGUCGGUAGAUGGCAUCCUUGGACUCGGGAGGGGAAAGGCAGGCUUUGCCGCGCAACUCAAGGGGCUAAAGAUGAUAACAGAGAACGUCAUUGGACAUUGCCUCAGCAGCAAAGGAAAGGGCGUCCUCUACGUCGGGGACUUCAAUCCGCCCUCCCGCGGCGUAACCUGGGUACCCAUGAGAGAAUCCUUGUUGUACUACUCACCUGGCCUAGCAGAGCUGUUCAUUGACAAACAGCCGAUAAGAGGGAAUCCAACAUUUGAGGCUGUAUUUGACAGUGGUACCACCUACACCUUCGUGCCUGCCCAGAUAUACAAUGAACUUGUUUCAAAGGUUAGAGGUACUCUCAGUGAAUCAUCACUUGAAGAGGUGAAGGGUCGUGCUCUGCCUCUAUGCUGGAAAGGGAAAAAGCCAUUCAGAUCUGUCAAUGAUGUGAAGAACCAAUUCAAGGCACUGUCACUAAAAAUUACCCACGCCGGCGGCACCAGCAACCUGGACAUCCCUCCUCAAAACUACCUCAUCGUGGAGGAAGACGGGAAAACGUGCUUGGCUAUCCGCGAUGCCUCGUCGGAUCCUGUUCUGAAGGAGCUGAACUUUAUCUUGAUCGGAGCUGUCACGAUGCAGGAUCUGUUUGUGAUAUACAACAACGAGAGCAAGCAGCUCGGAUGGGUUCUUGCGCAGUGCGACAAGGCGCUGGAGCUUGAAUCCGUCAUCCAUUCGCGUCUCUGAAUAAUGUUCGAUCAGAUCGACAUAGACAAAAACCUUAACGAGAACAAAUCAGUGCCCUCAUAUGGUGUUUGAAACACUGUAUGAUGCUCCCGCUUAUUACGAAUAAAAUGUUGGCAUACUGAGGAAUGUGUACCUUCUGCAUAUUUACAAUCCUGAUAUGAUAUUAGAUUGACUGUA
Messenger RNA from Triticum dicoccoides, 1620 nucleotides. RefSeq names its product aspartic proteinase Asp1-like. Gene Ontology annotation, biological process: proteolysis. Lineage: Eukaryota; Viridiplantae; Streptophyta; Magnoliopsida; Poales; Poaceae. The record is from RefSeq and is a predicted model, not a curated record. The transcript has 8 exons. The coding region runs from base 211 to 1443 and encodes 410 amino acids. Gene Ontology annotation, molecular function: aspartic-type endopeptidase activity.